Messenger RNA from Tribolium castaneum (red flour beetle), 1536 nucleotides. RefSeq names its product peter pan (gene ppan). Gene Ontology annotation, biological process: ribosomal large subunit assembly; rRNA processing. NCBI's taxonomy places the organism in Eukaryota, Metazoa, Arthropoda, Insecta, Coleoptera, Tenebrionidae. The coding region runs from base 170 to 1513 and encodes 447 amino acids. Gene Ontology annotation, cellular component: preribosome, large subunit precursor. The record is from RefSeq and is a predicted model, not a curated record. The transcript has 4 exons. Gene Ontology annotation, molecular function: rRNA binding.
AUUAAGUACUCGUAUUAACUAGAGUAAUUUAUGGCACAAAAACGAAUUCAAUUAGUCCGCCUGGUUGAAGUUCUCUCAAUUUUAAACCGUUGGUAGCCGUGGUGUUGUGGUUACCACGUGACAAAGUAACCUCAAAGAGUGUUAUUUUUUCCCUAAAUUUAUCGUAAAAAUGGGAAAACGCAGAAAGGGGCGUUGUGUGAAAAACAACACGAAUGUGCACAGCGAACCGGCGGAAGUGGUGCAAGCCCCGCAUUCGUUUGUCAUUCAUAAGGGGCUCCCGGGUGGCCACUUGUUAGAGCUUACGAAGGAUUUUCGUAAGGUUAUGGAACCCUUCACUGCUACUUCCCUUAAAGAGCGUAAGAAAAACACAGUUAAGGAUUUUGUUGCCGUUGCCGGUUUGUUGCACGUGUCUCAUUUAAUGAUUUUUUCGCGCACCGAAAUUGGGAUGUAUCUGAAAAUCUGUCGAUUGCCGCGAGGGCCUACAAUGACCUUCAAAAUCCACAAUUUUUCCCUUGCUAGAGAUGUGGUUUCAUCGCUUAAAAAACAAGCAGUGGUGGAGGCUGCGUUUAAACAUUCACCUUUGAUUGUUUUGAACAGUUUUACAAGUGAAGGGAUGCACCUUAAACUGAUGGCUUCAAUGUUCCAAAAUAUGUUUCCUACAAUUAAUUUAACAAAUGUUGAUUUGAACAAUGUGAGACGUUGUGUGUUGUUAAAUUAUAAUCCUACUACGAAAUUAAUUGACUUUAGACAUUACACAAUCAAAGUAAUUCCUGUUGGAAUUUCAAAAGGAGUGAAAAAAGUUGUCCAAGGCAAAGUACCGAAUCUGGCAAAAUGUGGUGAUAUUUCAGAAUUUCUAACAAAAUCAGGAAUGUUAUCAGAGAGUGAAUUUGAGGAUGAUCCCAGCAAUCAUGUAACGUUAUCUCAGAAACUUAUUUCAAGAGGAAAUAUUGAAUCUGGGAAAUCCUCUAUCAAAUUAACAGAACUAGGGCCAAGACUAACUUUACAGUUAAUUAAAAUUGAGGAUGGUCUACUGGAUGGCGAGGUUUUGUACCACGAUUUAAUCGAAAAAACCGACGAAGAGAAACUGGAAAUACAAAAGAAACGUGAAGCUAAAAGAAAAUUGAAAGAGGCGCGGAAGAAGACACAAGAGAAAAAUAAGGAAAAGAAGGAGAACAUGAAAAAGGAAUUAAAAGAAAAGUCACUUGAAGGAAUGAAGAAGAAAGAAUCAAAUGAGGAGGUUGCUGUUGAAGAUGAUAAUGAUGCAGAAUACUACAAGGAAGAGGUGGGGGAAGAACCCGAUAAAGAUUUGUUUACACAAUCGCAAAGAAAACCCUCAAGACCUGUUCAGUUCAGGAAGAGGAAAUCAAGCGAAAAGCCGCCUAAUUCCGCAAAAAAAUUCAAACGAAACGACGGAAAAAGCACUAGACAUUUACAAAAUCGUGACCAGCGACCAAUCGGUGGCCAAGCCUUUGGGAAAGGGAAGGUAAAAAACAAACGUAAUUUUAAAAAAUGAUUAUAAAUUUAUUUCAAAUUGGA